Molecule: messenger RNA, 426 nt
Organism: Macrobrachium nipponense
Lineage: Eukaryota; Metazoa; Arthropoda; Malacostraca; Decapoda; Palaemonidae
Exons: 1
Coding region: 1-426 (141 amino acids)
Source: RefSeq, a predicted model, not a curated record
AUGUGCUUAUGUUCCAACAACAGUGAAGUUAGUGAAGAUUUGAUAUCUGCAAUAGGUGAAGGAGGUUUUAGGUUAACUAAAUUUGUCAGCAAUUCAAUUGAUGUCCUUGAAGCUUUGCCUGGUGAAGAUUGUUCAGUUGAAAGUGACAAGUUCGAUCUUGACAUUGAGAGUCUAAUGAGAAGAGCCUUAGGAAUGUUGUGGGACCUUAAAGAAGAUUCAUUCAAGUUAUCAAUUGAGCUCAAGGAUAAUCCAUUCACCAGAGGAGGGUUGUUUUCAACUGUUUCAUCAUUAUAUGAUCCACUUGGGUUGCUCUCUCCAAUCAUCUUACCAGUCAAGAAACUGUUACAAGAAUUGUGUCAAAUGGAGAGCCUAGACUGGGAUGAGAGGAUUCUGGAUGAGCCAGCUGAAAGGUGGCAACCGAUAUAA